This is a messenger RNA of Setaria italica (foxtail millet), 834 nucleotides long. RefSeq lists its product as uncharacterized. The coding region runs from base 118 to 579 and encodes 153 amino acids. The record is from RefSeq and is a predicted model, not a curated record. NCBI's taxonomy places the organism in Eukaryota, Viridiplantae, Streptophyta, Magnoliopsida, Poales, Poaceae. The transcript has 2 exons.
UGCCUCUCCUCCCUCCAAGCCCAGCUGCCGUCCUGCGCCUCCGUGUGCGGUGUGACAGCUCCUGGACCGGCCCCGCGCGCGCGCGCUUCGUGCCUCGGGGACGCCGCCGCCGGCCAGAUGGAGUUCACGUCGUCCUACUUCCACGCGUUCGGCAAUCCGGACUUCGCGGCGGUGUUCUCCGGCGGCAGCGGCGGCGGCGGCGGCGGCAGCGCGCAGGCCCACCGGCCGCGUCGCUCCACGGACGGCGGCGCCGGGGCGGCGGAGGAGGGCGGCAGCCCCGCCUCGACGAGGCGCGCGCCGUCCAUGUUCUGCGUCCCCGACACGGAGGCCGAGGAGCCCAACCGCUUCCUGGACGAGUGCGCCCUCUGCCGCAAGGCGCUCUGCGGCGACAUCUUCAUGUACAGAGGGGACACGCCGUUCUGCAGCGACGAGUGCAGGAGGGAGCAGAUCGAGACGGACCGCGUGAGGCACCGGAGGAAGAAGCAGCACUCCCUCAUGCUGGCGCAGCAGCAGGCGGCGGCGGCGGCGAUGGCGCAGAGGGACCACCGUCCCCAGCGGCAGCUCCAGCCACAGCACUAGACGGAGGAACCACACCACACGCCGGUUCCGGGCACACUCGAUCGUCCCCCACGUACCCAAGGAUGACGAAUGAAUUCUUGCACAUUCCUAGCAGUACCAGACAAGGAUUCUCCCCCCUCGUAAGGACCAAGUAGCCACGACCCCCUUGUUUCCGUCUGCAUGAAUCCGACGCGAAACGAAAGGUAGCGGAGGUUUUUCUGUGUCCUGCAAUGCAAUCACAACGAGCAAUUCAAAAGCAUCGCUCGUUUUUGUGUC